GCGCGGGGAGGCAGGGGAGGGGCGGUUGGCCUGGUUUCCUGGCGACGCGGCUGUGCCAGCGGCUCUUUCUCGUGCGGUUUAAUCUCCUCCUCUCCCCGACGCGUGAGCUGGCAGCCAUGCCUUGGCUUCUCUCAGCUUCCAAGCAGGUUCUCGCCGCAGCAAGAGCCCGCGGCCUUUCAGGAUGCAUGUUAUGUAUACAGCGAGGAUACUCCCUCCAGCCCAUGCCAGAGAGGAAAAUUCCUAACCGAUACUUAGGCCAGCCCAGUCCAGUUACACACCCACACCUCCUGGGACCAGGGGAAGUAACACCAGGAGUAACUCAAGUGGAAUAUGCACUUCGAAGACACAAACUAAUGUCUCUGAUCCAUAAGGAAACCCAAGGACAGAGUGGAACAGACCACACAGUGGUUGUGCUUUCCAGCCCUACAUACUACAUGAGCAAUGAUAUCCCCUACACUUUCCACCAAGACAACAACUUCCUGUACUUGUGCGGAUUCCAAGAGCCUGAUAGCAUUCUGGUCCUUCAGAGCCUCCCUGGCAAGCAGUUACCAUGCCAUAAGGCCAUGCUUUUUGUGCCUGGGAGAGACCCCAGUCGAGAACUUUGGGAUGGUCCACGAUCUGGCACAGAUGGAACAAUAGCCCUAACUGGAGUGGAUGAAGCCUACACACGAGAGGAAUUUCAACACCUACUGCCAAAACUGAAAGCUGAGAACAACACUGUUUGGUAUGAUUGGAUGAAGCCUUCUCAUGCACAGCUCCAUGCUGACUACAUGCAGCAUCUAACUGAGGCCAAAUCCAGGAGUAAGAAUAAGGUUCGGGGUGUCCAGCAGCUAAUACAGCGCCUCCGGCUCAUCAAAUCUCCUGCAGAAAUUAAGAGAAUGCAGAUUGCUGGGAAGUUGACUUCACAGGCUUUCAUAGAGACCAUGUUUGCCAGCAAAGCCCCUGUGGAGGAAGCCUUUCUUUAUGCUAAGUUUGAAUUUGAAUGCCGGACUCGAGGCGCAGACAUCCUGGCCUACCCACCUGUGGUUGCUGGUGGUAACCGCUCAAACACUUUGCAUUACGUGAAAAAUAAUCAACUCAUCAAGGAUGGUGAAAUGGUGCUUCUGGAUGGAGGUUGUGAGUCUUCCUGCUAUGUAAGUGACAUCACACGCACCUGGCCUGUCAAUGGCAGAUUCACCUCACCUCAGGCAGAACUCUAUGAAGCUGUUCUAGAGAUCCAGCGAGGCUGUCUGAGCCUCUGCAUGCCUGGGACAAGCUUGGAGAACAUCAACAGCUUGAUGCUGACACUGAUGAGUCAGAAGCUAAGAGAGCUGGGCAUUGUGAAGAGCAGUAUGGAAAAUGCAUUCAAGGUUGCUCGAAAAUACUGCCCUCACCAUGUUGGCCAUUACCUUGGGAUGGAUGUGCAUGACACUCCAGAUAUGCCCCGUUCCCUCCCACUGAAACCUGGUAUGGUGAUCACAGUUGAGCCAGGUAUUUAUAUUCCAGAGGAUGACAGAGAUGCACCAGAGAAGUUCCGGGGACUUGGUGUCCGAAUUGAAGAUGAUGUAGUGGUGACUCAGGACUCACCUCUCAUCCUUUCUGCAGAUUGUCCCAAAGAGAUAAGUGACAUUGAACAGAUCUUCAGCAAGACCUCUUGACUCCCACAGCAGCCCGAAAGCAUCUCAGGUUCAAGAGGGGUGUCCUGGCGCCGCUGCAUGUGCAUUGAGUUGCUGUAUUUGUCUAUACAUGCUCCCUGUGGGAGGGUAGCAGCACACCUGGCUUUUUCAUUUUCAGUAGCUAGAAAUCUGGGAAAGCAAACUUUGGAACGAUUUGUUACUGCAGCUACCAACAUUAAUUCUGUAGAAUUAAUGAUCUAAGUGAGUUUAAUUUUUAAACAGAAAAUAAGGUCUCAAUUACAUUUGUCCAUGCAUUCCAACUGACACUUUAAACAUGGAAAAUUCUCUUUUGAGUCUUUCUUUUUGUACUUAAUAUCACUUUUCUGAAAUCCACUUAGAUGUUUGUUUGAUGCCUAUAUUUUGGAACUAAUCACCAGCGUCUUUGCUAUGCCAUGCUAAAAACUAUGUCAGUGGAUUUUCACUUACAUACCUUCCUUUACUUCUUCCUGCCUCCACAAGAUUCUGCAUAUCUACCAGGACCACGUAGUCAUCUGGAUAACUGACAUCACUCAGUCCUACCAUUCAGCCACAGUCCAAAUUGCAGCAGCCUAGCUUUCCAGCAAAGCAGAUUUGAGCCUUUCUUGCCCUUGGUUACCUGGGACUUGGAUAGUGUUGAUUGUUCAAAAGGAAGAAAUAAAAGAUUUUUUAAAAUAUAUAUGUAUCUACUACUCUAAGUCUAGACCUCCAGCCAUCUGUUCUCUCUGGUAUAAAGAUGGUGCCUUUCCCACACAUCCAUGCUUCCUUCAUUUUUUUGUUUGUUAUGGGGGAGGGGUGCAUUGAUUUUCAUUUGAUUUUAGUUUUUGCAGUGUUAGGGAUCAGAUUCAGGGCCUUCCCUGUGUUCUACCACUGUUCCCCCACUGAACUAGACCUCAACCCUUGAUUUUUUUUUUUUU
Molecule: messenger RNA, 2548 nt
Organism: Dipodomys spectabilis (banner-tailed kangaroo rat)
Lineage: Eukaryota; Metazoa; Chordata; Mammalia; Rodentia; Heteromyidae
Gene: Xpnpep3
Product: X-prolyl aminopeptidase 3
Exons: 10
Coding region: 117-1637 (506 amino acids)
Cellular component (GO): mitochondrion
Molecular function (GO): metalloaminopeptidase activity; manganese ion binding
Source: RefSeq, a predicted model, not a curated record